AUCAUAUACACCAGGGUGGCGCGGGGCGACUUUUCGAGCAGCAUUUAGCUUCGCAUUUCCCCCCAAUUCCUCCCGCCCAACCCACCGCCCAAAUCCUCUCAGCCACCCUCCGAUGGGCGCCGCCGCCAUGGCCAGCCCCGACGCCGACGACUUCGUCUCGCCGUCGGCAUCGGCGCCUCCCGCCCCGCGAGCGCGGGCCGACGGAGGCGUGUACCAUGUGGCCGGCGUGCCGGUGGAGUUCCCCUACAAGCCCUACGGGACACAGCUGGCGUUCAUGGGGCGGGUCAUCGCCACGCUCGACCGCGCGCGGCGGCAGGGGCAGUCGCACGCGCUCCUAGAGUCUCCAACCGGCACCGGCAAGUCGCUCUCCCUCCUCUGCUCCGCGCUCGCCUGGCAGCGGCACUACCCGCUCCGCUCCCCACCCACCGCGCCCGCCACUCCCCCCGACCCGUUCCUCCACGGCGGAGGAUUUGUCGCCGACGAUACCCAGCCGCAGGCGACGCCGGUCGUCCCGGUGAAGGCGGCCAAGAAAAAGAACGCUCCGACCAUCUAUUACGCGACGCGGACGCACGCGCAGAUAACCCAGGUUGUCCGGGAGUACCGCAAGACGUCGUACCGAGUGCGCAUGGCCAUCUUGGCCUCAAGGAAGCAUUACUGCGUAAAUAAGCUUGCUUGCAUGAGUGACAACAUUGAUGAGCAAUGCAAGUUGCUGCUAGACGACAAUGUUCAAGGUUCCUCAUGCUCAGAAUUCAAGAAUGCUCAAAAACUAAGUCGACAUCCAUCCCUUCAGAUUGGUGGCUGCUAUGAAGUUCAUGAUAUUGAGGACCUUGUCAGGGUUGGACGGAAAGUGAAGGGAUGCCCAUACUUUGCUGCACAACACAUGGCAGAAGCAGCACAGCUGGUUUUCUGCCCAUAUAACUACCUGAUUAGUCCGGUUGUCAGGAGGGCAAUGGACAUUGAUAUCAGUGGCUCAGUCAUUAUUCUUGAUGAGGCACACAACAUAGAAGAUACAGCACGUGAUGCUGGAAGUGUUGAUGUCGAUGAAGAAUCACUUUACUUGUUGCAGGCAGAACUACAAAACUUGGCCACUGAUGAGGCUGUUGCAAUGAUAUACCAACCCCUACAUGAUGUUAUUCAGGGUCUUAUUGGUUGGAUUUCUGAGCGGGAGGAUAAUCUGCAGAAUCACGAGUUUGGACAUCCAGCUUUAUAUUGGACUGGUGAAAAGGCUAUGAAAGAACUCGAGUGGGCUGGUAUUACUUCAACACACUUCUCGGUAUUGCAAGAAUGUGCAACAAAGGCAGUUAAAGCUGCUUCUGAUACCGAAUCAGAUGGAUCACACUUAAGUGGUGGUCGUGCUAUGAAACUAGAGAGUCUAUUCUCUUCAUUGAGCUAUUUUUUUGCUAAUAAUGGGCGUAAUUCAUGUGAUUAUCAACUUGCUUUGCAGCGUUUUGUUAAAAAGGAAGGCAAGGAUGAAAUUUCUUCAAAAUGCACAAUGAGUUUAUGGUGUCUCAAUCCUGCUGUUGUCUUUCGAGAAAUUGCGGAUUUAACACUUUCAGUAAUUCUGACAUCUGGCACACUUUCACCAAUGGGUUCAUUUGCAUCUGAACUUGGUGUCCAGUUUGAGGCUUGCCUGGAAGCUCCUCAUGUAAUUAAUGUCGAUUCUCAGGUUUUUGCAGCUGUUCUAUCAUCUGGUCCAACAAGACGUAAAUUGAAUGCUAGCUAUAAAACUGCGGACAAUUGUUCUUUCCAGGAUGAACUUGGAACUUCACUAGAGGAAAUAUGCAGAAUUGUGCCUGGUGGUGCUCUAGUGUUUUUUCCUAGCUAUAAGUUGUUGGACAAAUUACAAGUGCGCUGGUCUCAAACAGGUCAAUGGGCACGGCUUAAUGCUCAAAAACAUGUGUUCGUUGAGCCCAAGGGAAGUACUGAGGAACUCGAGCCUGUUUUAAAAGGAUACUAUGAUGCUAUUCUUGGUAAAGCUCCUGUCAAGAAAGGCAGAGGUGGUGCAAAACAGAUAGUGAAGAAUCGAUUGACAAAGAAUUCAUCACAGGAAUCUGCAAAAGCAGGAGCCGCUCUUCUUGCAGUUUGUCGCGGGAAGGUAUCUGAAGGGAUUGACUUCUCUGAUGACAAUGCUAGAGUUGUGGUUAUUGUUGGCAUCCCAUUUCCAAAUAUAAAUGAUGUUCAAGUAAAGCUGAAAAAGAGAUAUAAUGAUUCAUUCAAGUCAUCAAAAUGUUUGUUGAGUGGGAGCGAAUGGUAUUGCCAUCAGGCAUUUCGUGCUUUGAAUCAAGCUGCAGGCCGUUGCAUUCGUCAUAAAUCUGACUAUGGAGGCAUAAUUUUGAUUGAUGAACGAUAUCAGGAGGACAGAAAUCUUGUUUACAUUUCCAAAUGGCUUAAGAAUGCAAUCAAGAAGUAUGAUAGUUUUCAGGAUACAAUAGAUGGGUUGCAAAGGUUCUUUCAAAAUGCUGAGGAAAAAAUAAAAAUCAAAGAUCAUAACAUGUUCCCCAAGAUAAAGUUGGAAUCCGAAGCACUUUCAUCUCUCAGUGAUAAAAGAAAGCUGCCAUGGCCAGAAUUAAGUUUGUCAUACCACUCAGCACCGGAAAAGAAUCAGAAGGUAAAGACUGAAUGUCUUAGUCAGAAAGUUCCAUACAUUGAUGAAGUGGCAGCAGACCAAAAAAAGGUGGGUACGUGUUAUACGUCGCCAGAAGUAUCAAAAAUCUUGUCGAGAUCUUCUCUUUUAGUAAAGAAAGAGAUCUCUCUGACUCCCAACAGUCCUCAAAUAGCAUACCAACUGCCUGCCUGCAAAGUUCAAUCUCAUUCCGAAGGUGUAACUGAUACUGAGGCAAACUAUGAAGUCAAAACAGAAGUUAUCAAUAUUGAAGAGGAUGAUUUUAAAUAUGAAGUCAAAACAGAAGUUAUCAAUAUUGAAGAGGAUGAUUUUAAAUCUCGGUAUAAGAUGACAAUCUUAAAUCCAUUAGAAGGCAGAUUGCCGCAGUCUACUCCAGUUGAGGAAACUUCUCCAGUGGCUAGCCCCAGCAACUAUUCUGCAGUAAACAUCUCAGUGGGGAUCAACAAUCAAAAUCUUUCUUGUCUAUCCACAUCAGCAUCUACUCCUGAAAGAACCACCUACAGAGACUGUCAUGAUACUUUGAUCAACAGAAGUGUAAAUUCUCACUGCGAGAAAAAGAGAAGGUUGAGAUCCCCAAUGAGCUGUUGCACUUACUCAGAUCAUUCUAAUUCUGCAAGCAAAUCACACUGCCAUACUGAUUAUGCUGUUAACAUACUCCAUGGGGAGCUUAAUAGAAAUGCUGAACUGUAUUGUAAGAAUAUGAGCAUGUCAAGAUGUGAAAAUGUUGAGCUUGAAAGAAAAGUCACGGCAGAAGAGGUCUCAGAAAAGACGCCUAAGCAAAAAAAGCUUCUCAUUAGUUGCAUCAGAUGCAAAAGAGCUCUUGGUUUAGAACAAGAUGGGUUUCUUGUUACUUGUUCACAGUCUUCAUCAUCAAAAUUUUACUUGGCAUUUCUUUUGAGACAUGGACUAUCAACUAUUGGUUUCCCAGAGGAUGGUUUACCAGAAUCAACUCCAGCAGAGAUAGAACUAUUAGAGUGUGAUGCUUCUUCACUCAACCAGAAUAUCUUUGGCAAAUUUAGCAGCCAGGGUUCAUGUCAUCAUUCUGGUGUAUGGUCUGCCAAGGAUGGAUGCGUGUACAAGGCAGUAGCCUGUCCUUUCUGCUUUUCUGAAAAUGCAUGCGCCACGAUGAUCCUCGGUGUACAAGUUCUUGCAACUGAUAAACCAAAUCAACAAUUGGUGCAAAAGGUGCUCUUGUUCAGUGAGCGUUUGGAUGUCAAGCCUGAGCCAUCUAAGGGACAGGCUUCAAGGAUCCGGAGAGAUUUUAGUAACUCCAUCUCACCGCCACCAGUAAUGGACCUUGAAUCUUUUGCAUAUAAGCCAUUGAAGAAGGAUCCAGUGCCGCUGAACUCAAGAAGGUCCAAGGUCAGUUACUUACUGCCAUUGCUGUUAUCUUUUGCCGUUCUGCUCGUGAUCACUUUCCCAGAAUUUGAAGUGUAAUCAGCUAAGGUUACCUUCCACGAACAAACCCACAACUGGUACAUGAUAUGGAAGGUCCAUAAGAUCAGGCAGCUAUGACCUUUGCUACAAAGCAUUGAGAAGAACUUUGUUCUGUGAAACGCGGCGUGCAGGGAAAAGAUGCAGAUGUCAACUUGCCAUGCAAACAUCUACAUGGAUUAGAGCAGUCGUUCCCUGAGCUGAAUCAGGACGUAAAGUGCAUGGCCUGGCAGUAGGAUAGGAUGCUGAUAUGUACAUACAUCUUUUUUUUUAGAAAAUGUACAUACAUAAUUGACGAUGCCUCCGAGUGUACAUUUAUUAACAGUUUUUCAUUUCAAGAACUUCGUGCCCACAGAAAUUUCAAAUCAA
This is a messenger RNA of Panicum virgatum (switchgrass), 4426 nucleotides long. Its product is annotated as Fanconi anemia group J protein homolog. NCBI's taxonomy places the organism in Eukaryota, Viridiplantae, Streptophyta, Magnoliopsida, Poales, Poaceae. Gene Ontology annotation, biological process: nucleotide-excision repair; double-strand break repair involved in meiotic recombination. Gene Ontology annotation, cellular component: nucleus. Gene Ontology annotation, molecular function: DNA helicase activity; DNA binding; ATP binding. The record is from RefSeq and is a predicted model, not a curated record. The transcript has 28 exons. The coding region runs from base 113 to 4060 and encodes 1315 amino acids.